GUGGGAAAUGUAGUUUAGCGACCCCGCCCUCCUCGCCAUUCCUGUAAUGGCUGCUUCCUGGAAGGCGCUGUCACGUGGAACUUCUUAGUCUCCGCACCCGGAGCUCCAGGAAGGGCGUAUUUCAAGUUAGAAUUAUACAUAUAUCGUUUUUUCGUUUUUAGAAACCUUCAGUCCUCAAGAUCCAGCCACGUCAAGAUCGCAACAUCAUGACGUCAGUUUCAACACAAUUGUUCUUAAUUCUCACUUCAUUACUUUUGGUGCUGCCUGUUGUUGAAGCAGUGGAAGCGGGAGAUGCAAUCGCUCUCUUGUUAGGUGUGGUUCUCAGCAUUACAGGCAUUUGUGCUUGUUUGGGGGUAUAUGCACGAAAGAGAAAUGGACAGAUGUGACUUAGAAGGGCCUCCUGAAUCAAACCUUUCCUUGAAAACCUUUGUGCUGUUGAAGUUAAAAGCUUAGCUUUGGUGUUGAAAGUUCCCAAGAAACAGUGAAUAAGGUAUUUUCACAUUCUUGGGUGUUUCCCUACAAAUAGAAACAAAUUGAUAUACAUUAAAUGGGGAAAAGAAAUCUUUUUCCCAAGAAAACAAAUAAUGCACUGAAAAAUGCAGUCUGUAAUUUAUAUUUUCCAAUUAGAAAAAGGGUCACAGACUUAAGGUGCUGAUAUUUGCAUAAGUAAUACUUAGUAGUUUUGGAAUUCUCAAAGCACAUGAAAUAGGAAGAAGGAAACUCUUGCCAGAAGGAAAUCACCACUGUUCAGUUAAU
Manis javanica (Malayan pangolin) is the source of this 756-nucleotide messenger RNA. It is a transcript of the gene SMIM30, whose product is annotated as small integral membrane protein 30. The record is from RefSeq and is a predicted model, not a curated record. Lineage: Eukaryota; Metazoa; Chordata; Mammalia; Pholidota; Manidae.